Messenger RNA from Perkinsus marinus ATCC 50983, 627 nucleotides. RefSeq lists its product as hypothetical. Bases 1 to 627 code for a protein of 208 amino acids. The record is from RefSeq and is a predicted model, not a curated record. Gene Ontology annotation, molecular function: oxidoreductase activity. The transcript has 4 exons. Gene Ontology annotation, cellular component: plasma membrane. NCBI's taxonomy places the organism in Eukaryota, Perkinsozoa, Perkinsida, Perkinsidae.
AUGAUGAUGGCCAGGUGUGAGGAGAGGCCAGACGAUCUCCCUCGAGUUAAGCUAGACGGUCCCUUCUGUGCUCCAGCACAAAGCAUCAAAGCAGACUUUAUGGGUCCGCCCUUGGUAAGAGAGACCGCUCCUAAGCGAUCGUCAACGAAGAAGUGGUGGAGUAAACAGAGUGCUAGCACCCGCGACUUGGAAUAUACCAGCGACCUCGGUGAUAGCGACGACGAUGACCUAGAGCGCGGCCAGCUCGAUGGCACAGCGGCACAGAAUAAUCAUUGCGGGUGCUCCCAGGAUGAUGUCAUCGUAUGCAUCGGUGCAGGAGUGGGUAUUACACCCUUCUUGAGCAGCCUUGAUGCAAUGCUCAAGAAGGCAGCCGCGCAUAAGGCCUCAGGUGAACACGAAGAGAUUUGUCGAAACAAGAAGGUAUGGUUUUAUUGGCUCACUCGGAAUGCAGGGGACUUCCUCUCCGGCGUGAGUAUAUUGCGUCAGCUUUCGGCAGCUGCUUCAAGAAUGCUCCACAAUGGUGACACCGGCCUAGCUGGGCUCAUAGAGGUCCAUUUGAGAUUGCAUGUUACUGCUGCAGUCGGGUCAGCCACGGCUUCUACACCAUCGGACGAGGAGAAUAAGUAG